Messenger RNA from Podarcis muralis (Common wall lizard), 909 nucleotides. Its product is annotated as histone H2A type 2-C. Gene Ontology annotation, molecular function: structural constituent of chromatin; DNA binding; protein heterodimerization activity. The record is from RefSeq and is a predicted model, not a curated record. Gene Ontology annotation, cellular component: nucleosome. NCBI's taxonomy places the organism in Eukaryota, Metazoa, Chordata, Lepidosauria, Squamata, Lacertidae.
AAGCUGAAAGUUCCCUUUCCGAAUUCUAGCUCGUUGCGAGUAGUACGUCGGUUUCGAUCGAAGAGAAGAACUCUGCCAUGUCUGGACGCGGGAAGCAAGGAGGCAAAGCUCGGGCUAAGGCCAAGUCUCGCUCUUCGCGGGCCGGCCUGCAGUUCCCGGUCGGCCGCGUGCACCGCCUGCUUCGGAAAGGCAACUACGCCGAGAGAGUCGGCGCCGGGGCUCCGGUUUACAUGGCUGCCGUGCUCGAAUAUCUGACCGCCGAGAUCCUGGAGCUGGCGGGCAACGCGGCCAGGGACAACAAGAAGACGCGCAUUAUCCCUCGUCACCUGCAGCUGGCCAUUCGCAAUGACGAGGAGCUGAACAAACUCCUGGGCAAAGUGACCAUCGCGCAGGGCGGAGUCUUGCCAAACAUCCAGGCUGUUCUGCUGCCCAAGAAGACCGAAAGCCACAAGGCGAAAAACAAGUAAAAGUUCCAAACUUUUCGAGCAGCCUGAAAACCAAACGGCUCUUUUAAGAGCCACCCACGGUGUCAAAAGAGGAGCUGUGAUUCUGGUUUGCUAAAAUCGAGCGAGUAGAAAUAAACAAUAUAUUUAGUGCGUUUUUAUACACAAAAGCAGGCGGCUAGAGAAACUUGAUUUGGUUAGACUAAGGCUCUUAAGUUAUCCAAGAAGGUCAAGCCAGUAUAAAAAGACUGGGGGUAAUAGUCUUUAAAGAAGACUAGCAAUUCCAAAUUGUCGAAAAAGGGCUUCCGGGUUACUUCGGACGCCAUUUUCUUGUUUUGUUUCGUGAGUUGUAUUUCUAGAGCCUCCCACUAGCUUUCCAAAGUCUUGACACGUUAGUGUGUCGGCUGCAGUAUGUAGGUGUGUCGUGCAAACUGAAAAAGAGUUCGCUAGUAAAGCUGAAUUACUG